Molecule: messenger RNA, 802 nt
Organism: Erythranthe guttata (spotted monkey flower)
Lineage: Eukaryota; Viridiplantae; Streptophyta; Magnoliopsida; Lamiales; Phrymaceae
Source: RefSeq, a predicted model, not a curated record
AAUUUUAUUAUUUUCAGUAAUGAUUAGAGUGAAGCCCACCGCGAAUCGUCCAUCUUCCGCCACUCCCCUUUCCUGCUGCUCGGCCGCAGAAAGAAAGAAGAUUUUGUGUAAUAUAAAGAAAUCGCGAAUAGCCAGCCCACUGAUGAACAGAGUUCUUUCUCUCUCCCCAUUCUCAUCCUUUAAUCCCUUUACAAACAGAUUGGUUGUGAAAAUGUCGGCGACCGCCACCACUAACGUUGGAAUUCCGGCCGGUUCCCUGGUGGUGAAGCCUCCGGCGCACCCCACCUAUGACCUCAUCGGUGUUAUACAUCUGGCGCUCUCUGAGGACGCCGGCGAUCGAGGGGAUGUGACUUGUAAAGCAACAAUUCCUGUCGAAACGGAAGUGGAAGCCUAUUUUUUGGCGAAGGAGGAUGGAAUUGUGGCAGGUAUUGCACUUGCAGAAAUGGUAUUUAAAGAGGUCGAUCCUUCGCUAAAGGUCGAGUGGUACGUAAAAGAUGGUGAUAGUGUGCACAAAGGCCUACAAUUCGGCAAAGUACAUGGAAGAGCACACAAUAUUGUUGUGGCUGAAAGGGUUGUGCUUAACUUUAUGCAGAGAAUGAGCGGAAUAGCAACUCUGACGAAGGCAAUGGCGGAUGCUGCUCGCCCUGCAUACAUUUUAGAGACUAGGAAAACUGCUCCAGCCUUACGUUUGGUGGAUAAAUGGGCGGUGUUUUAAUAGGCGGCGGUCAAAAUCACAGAAUGGGUUUGUUUGAUAUGGUGAUGGUAAAAGACAAUCAUAUAUCGAUAGCUGGAGGUAUCACAA